UAUGUUUAGACGUAAUUUCUGGUGGGGAAAAAAUACAUAUGCAUACGCACAGUAUAUGGCUGCCGAUAUGUUAGUGAUCUAAAUAUGGCUUUUGACAGCAGGGGGAAGAUUUCGUCAUGGCUGCCUCCUCGACAUAAAUAAAGAGAAACGCUAUUUGUCAGCAGCAGCAGCAGCAGCAGAAGAGCAGGAAGCAGUGAGGCGACCGCAGAGCAGACUGCUGCACACGAACAGCCAAAGAAAGAUGACUUCCUAAACACAGAGAUUCCGCUAGCAGACUAGAGGACGCUAAAAGACAUUCACAUCUUACACGACGGAGCUCGGGAAGGUGAGAAAUGGAGAAAUGGCAGCAUUCGUCGGGUUCAGAGAGUCCGGUGCUGCCGCCUGUCCCGCGUAAACCGAGGAACCUCGGAGGAGCAAUCCCUGCACCUCGACAAGACGGCGUGGAUUCAUUAGACAGUCCUACUGGAUCUCAUGUGGAGUGGUGUAAACAGCUGAUAGCGGCCACCAUCUCCAGCCAGAUCUCUGGUGGUGUCCCUCCAGAAGCCAUUACUCGUGAAUGCAAGGCUGGGAAGAAGAUAGAUUUCAAGGUAUCCAGGAGGCCAAACUUGAGGCAGGUUUUCAAGGAUGUACGAAGGCAGGUGCACAUGGAUGAAGUCCCACUGGUCCCUGGAGAGACAAUCAAAACCACUGUUAAAGAUGUGAUGUAUAUCUGUCCUUUCACUGGAGCUGUGACCGGCACACUCACUGUCACAGACUACAAACUCUACUUUGUCAGUCUAGAACGGGACACACCGUUAAUAUUGGAUGUGAACCUGAGUACCAUCAGCAGGUUGGAGACUAUCAGUGUACAGAGUCUUGGGGAGAAUACUAGUGGCAUGGAAAUCGUCUGUAAGGAUAUGAGGAGUCCGAGGUUUGCUUAUAAAAAGGAAGAACAGAGUAACCUGGAGAUUUUGGAGGUGUUGACCAAGUAUGCCUUCCCCCUGUCCAAUGAGCUGUCCCUAUUCGCCUUCCAAUACAAAGAGCAGUUUCCAGAGGAUGGAUGGAAGGUUUAUGAUCCAGUGGCAGAAUAUAAAAGAAUGGGUUUGCCAAACGAGAGCUGGACCAUCAGUAAGAUCAACAGUAAUUAUGAAGUGUGUGACACUUACCCUGCUCUGCUCGUCACCCCAACCAGUAUUAAGGAGGAUGAGAUCAAACGAGUGGUCUCUUUCAGAGUAAAACAUCGCAUACCAGUCCUCUCAUGGAUCCACCCAGAAACUCAGGCCACUAUAGUUCGCUGUAGUCAGCCCAUGGUGGGCCCGACAGACCGCCGGUGUAAGGAAGAUGAACGUUACCUCCAGGCCAUCAUGGAUGCCAAUGCACAGUCCCAUAAACUCACCAUAUUUGAUGCUCGACAGAGCAUUGUGGCUGAUAAUCACAAGGCUAAGGAUGGAGGUUAUGAGAAUGAAAAUUUCUAUCCUAACAUGGACCUGAAUUUCCUGGAGAUCCCAAACAUUCAUGUUAUGAGAGAGUCUCUGCGUAAGCUGAAGGAGGUGGUCUACCCUACCAUCGACGAUCCACACUGGCAUUCAGCCAUAGAUGCCACACACUGGCUGCAGUACAUACGGCUUUUGCUUGUGGGUGCAGUGCGGAUUGCAGAUAAGGUUGAGUCGAGUAAGAGCUCUGUGGUGGUGCACUGCAGUGACGGCUGGGACCGCACAGCUCAGCUCACCUCUCUGGCCAUGCUGAUGCUGGAUUCAUACUACAGGACUCUCAGGGGCUUCCAGGUGCUGCUGGAGAAGGAAUGGAUCAGCUUCGGACACAAGUUUGCUGCGCGUGUUGGUCACGGAGAUGAAAAUCAUGCAAACUCUGAGCGCUCGCCUCUAUUUGUGCAGUUCAUAGACUGUGUUUGGCAAAUGAUGAGACAGUUUCCCACUGCCUUUGAGUUUAAUGAGCUCUUCCUCAUCAUUAUCCUGGAUCACCUCUACAGCUGUCUGUUUGGUACAUUCCUUUACAACAGCGAACAGGAGCGAGUGGAAAAGGAAGUGAACAGUAAAACGGUGUCUUUGUGGUCCUACAUCAAUACCCAGCCAGAGGACUUCACCAACCCCUUCUAUGUGGACUAUGAAAACCAUGUUCUAUACCCUCUGGCCAGUCUCAGACAUUUGGAGCUCUGGGUUGGAUACUACGUACGCUGGAACCCCCGCAUGAGACCACAGAUGCCUGUGCACCAGAACCUGAAGGAGCUGCUGUAUCUUCGUGCAGAGCUACAGAGGAAGGUGGAGGAGUUACAGAAAGAAGCAUCUUCAUCACGUUCGAUCUCCUCUUCAUCAGAGCAUGCGUAUUCUCCUUCAAAUGGCGGUACACCUCUACACACCUCUGUGUAAAGUACAUGCAACACUCACAUUAGGGAAUUCAUCAUUAACAGAAUGUGUAGGUUACAGUAAACAUAGUAAUGUGAAGUCUAUUGGUCGUUUCUCACUGGAUAAUGCUUUGGGCAAGAUGUAGCUAUAGAGGCCCAGUACAUACACUUGUGAAAACUUGCAUGAACACCCAAAAAAAGGACAGUCUCCCACACAAUUCAGGUUCAUUUCGUUUGUGUGGAACUGCUCUUAUAGACUGAUAACCAGGAAAGCGUUUGAUCGUAAUUGAGUUUAUAAAAAAUAUGCCAGUAUUUUCACUUGCUUUUAACUUGACUUGUAAUUAUUGACACAAGUUUUAAUAAUUUAUUUGUGUGUAGUCAGGGUAGUAUGAGCAUCUUUUUUUAUCUCACAGCAUUUCUGUAGUUUUUGUGUAAUAGUUUUUCAUUACUUUUUUUUUUACUCAUUUUUUUUUUUUUGAAUUGCUAUUGCUUUUGCGAUACUGCCAAUUUGAAGCCACAUACUGUUUUUGUUUUUCUGUAGCACUUGUUGGUAGGAAAGUGGAAUUGGGUUUUAAUGUGCACACCCUACUACUGCACUACUUCUGUACUUUCAUGUACUACUGAAAUUAAUGUUUACACAAGGUAAAUAGGGACCGUCUUAUAUGUAUAUAUCCACUCAUUAUUGAUUAAGCAAGUGCAAAUAAUUUUUUUUUUUAUCUGUGAAUCGCUCCCAUAUUUAAGCCAUUCCUAUUUAAUUGGAAUCCUGUGUUUUGACAUUACAAAUGGUCAACAGUUCAGAUCAUUUGAACAGGGGAUGCCAUAUAAUGUUAAAACAAAUUAUAUGUAAUAAUCAUUAUGCACCUUAAAAUGAAUAUA
Sinocyclocheilus grahami is the source of this 3214-nucleotide messenger RNA. RefSeq names its product myotubularin related protein 1a (gene mtmr1a). The transcript has 17 exons. Gene Ontology annotation, biological process: phosphatidylinositol dephosphorylation. The coding region runs from base 333 to 2363 and encodes 676 amino acids. Gene Ontology annotation, cellular component: membrane; cytoplasm. Gene Ontology annotation, molecular function: phosphatidylinositol-3-phosphate phosphatase activity; phosphatidylinositol-3,5-bisphosphate 3-phosphatase activity. Lineage: Eukaryota; Metazoa; Chordata; Actinopteri; Cypriniformes; Cyprinidae. The record is from RefSeq and is a predicted model, not a curated record.